Molecule: messenger RNA, 954 nt
Organism: Brassicogethes aeneus
Lineage: Eukaryota; Metazoa; Arthropoda; Insecta; Coleoptera; Nitidulidae
Source: the annotation of a GenBank genome assembly
GAACAAGGUCAAGCCAAAACUAACCUACAAAACGACAUUUCAUCUUAGAUCAUAACAUAACAAAUGGAUAAUAAUCAUACAACAAAUUAAAUAAUUAAAGUAUUGUUAAACAAUUAAUGUUAUAUGUUUGUGGCGUGGUCAGCGGCGUUCUAUUCGAAAAACAGUGCCAUUCUGACAAUAAUGCCCGGCGAGCACUUAGAUGAGAAUCAGCAGAGAUUUCUGCUGAAUUUAGUUGACUAUUUUCAAAAGGAACUGCAGCAUGGGGGUCCCCUGCUUCCAUUAAAUUGUAUCCAAGAGCGUGUGGCAAAUGCCUUUGGCAUUUCAAUUCGCACCGUGAGUAAUUGUUUAAAAAGGACAGCAGCCAAAGCUCCACUGGCUGAGGACCCACAAUCUGAGACCCCACCUUCCAGCAGCAAGAUGAAGCGAGCUGACCGCAAGGCUACAUUUCCUUACACACCCCGGAAAAAAUGGAAAACCACCGAUUUACCGGAUCCCAUUAAAAUGCAAAUUAGGAAUGAGAUUCAUGACAUGUAUGCCACAGGAAAGCACGUAACCCUGGCUACAUUAAAUGAGCAGCUUAAACUUCGAGAUAUUGUUCACAUCAGCAAAACCAGUCUAAACAUCUUGCUGCAGGACAUCGGGUUUGCAUUUAAGAAGGAAGGCAACCGCUUGAUGUUAAUGGAACAUAGUACUGGGGACGUUUUCAGGGAAGAUAUGGACAAUUCAAAAAAAUGUGAAAAAGUUGGUUAACAACCAGGAGUUCUGCCCCAAGGAGGAGGCUGUUACACUAAUGUAAAUAGGGACGAUAGCAGGGAAAGAGUUGAUGGCCAAUGGCAGAAAAAUUGGUGAACCUAGGUUUUUGAAUAAAUGAAUACUUUUUAUACCAUCAGGAAAUUAUGUAAAAAACUAAAAGGACCAAUAAUUUCAAAAACCGCCCCGCCCAGGCUUCGCCAG